AACUUUAAAUCCACUGCCUCAUCUUCUUCUUCAAUCUCUGGCCUCGCUUUUCUUUCAACAGGAGAUUUCAUUUGAGAGAAUUUAAUGUGUAAAAAACAGAAAAACCCAAAUUCAAAAUAAGCUGGAAGAUAUCUGAAAACUCAAACUCUCAUAGCUCUGAAACUUGCCCCAAUGGUGUCUCUUCAAGAUUCGCAUUCCGGGUCGACCCGGUUCCAUCUGACCCGAAACUACUACAUGGCGUCGCCCACUUCGUCCACCAGAAUUAACAGAAAUACUGGCCGUUCUAUGCGAACCAUACGCUCCACCAUCUUCCAAGACGACCAUAGCUGCUCUGAAGUCUCUCGCUGCGUUUCCGAGAAUCUAACCGAAUCCGUUAUCGACAUGAGGCUCGGCGAACUCGCUUCCCGGACAAACAAACCAGCCAAGUCCACAACGACCGAAGAGGAAUUUCUCGAGCUUUCUCAAGCUUUCAGUGAUUUCUCUGCCUGUAGCAGUGAUAUCUCGGGCGAGUUGCAGAGGCUCGCGUGCUUGCCGUCACCGGAGAAUCCGCCGAAGAGUGAAACUGAUGAUUCAGCAGCCGAACCGGAACCAUGCCAAGGGUUUCUUCAGAGAGAUUCUUUCUCAACAGAAAUAAUCGAGAGCAUAUCUCCGGAAGAUCUUCAACCGACGGUCAAGAUCUGUGUCGACGGGCUCCAAUCUACUUCGAUCGCCGUGAAACGCUCCGCCGCCGCGAAGCUACGUCUAUUAGCAAAGAACCGGUCCGACAACCGAGCUUUAAUCGGUGAGUCCGGUGCGGUCCCUGCCCUGAUUCCUCUCCUCCGGUGCAGCGACCCAUGGACUCAGGAACACGCCGUGACCGCCUUGUUGAACCUCUCUCUCCACGAAGAAAACAAAGCUCUAAUCACUAAUGCUGGAGCGAUAAAAUCUCUAGUCUACGUUCUCAAGACAGGAACCGAGACCUCGAAACAGAACGCGGCGUGCGCUCUGCUCAGUCUGGCGCUGGUAGAGGAGAACAAAACCUCAAUCGGCGCUUGCGGUGCGAUUCCCCCUCUGGUGUCGCUCCUGCUGAACGGUUCGACCAGGGGGAAGAAGGAUGCACUGACAACACUAUACAAGCUCUGCUCGGUGAAGCAGAACAAGGAGAAAGCCGUGAGCGCCGGAGUGGUGAAGCCGUUGGUUGAGCUGGUGGCGGAGCAGGGAACGGGGCUAGCGGAGAAGGCUAUGGUGGUGUUGAGUAGCUUGGCGGCGGUGGAAGAGGGAAAGGAGGCUAUUGUUGAAGAGGGUGGGAUUGCGGCGCUGGUGGAAGCGAUCGAGGAUGGUUCUGUCAAAGGGAAGGAAUUCGCGGUGUUAACUUUGCUUCAGCUUUGUGUUGACAGUAUUAGGAAUAGAGGGCUUCUUGUCAGGGAAUGUGGGAUUCCUCCUCUGGUGGCUCUUUCUCAGUCCGGCAGUGUUCGAGCUAAGCAUAAGGCUGAAACUCUACUUGGGUAUUUGAGAGAACCAAGGCAACAAGAAGCUUCUUCUUCUUCAAGUCCUUGAAAGAGGACAAAGGAGAAUUAAACUUCAUAAUUUAGAGAGGUGAUUAUAUAGAGUGUGGUUGGUUGUUUAUGUAUAUAGGGAAGUUGGCUUGUGCUCCCUCCCUUUUUUUUUCUUUUUCUUUUCUUGGGUAUUGCUCUCAAUUGCUUGUACAGUGUGUUUGAGAAACUAGGGAGAAGAGAAGGAUUGUAGAGGGGAGAUGAAUAUAGGGGACGUAAAAUGACAUUUUAGAUGUAUGAUUCAACUAAGUUUUGGUUCCUUUCCCCAACUUUUUUUUAGAGGUGGAAUACAUGUUUGGCUUGUGGGUUCUGGGUUGAUGAGAUUUGGGUCAUUGUCCUUGUGUUUUGUUUGGGCACCCAAUAUUGUUAAAAAAAGUUCACUAAUCAUUUUGUUUUACUUAGUGAAGAUAAAAAAUAUUAUGAAUUGCUUGGUCUUGGUUCUUGGA
Messenger RNA from Humulus lupulus (European hop), 1978 nucleotides. RefSeq names its product U-box domain-containing protein 4. Gene Ontology annotation, molecular function: protein binding. The record is from RefSeq and is a predicted model, not a curated record. Gene Ontology annotation, cellular component: nucleus; cytoplasm. The transcript is spliced from 2 exons. Lineage: Eukaryota; Viridiplantae; Streptophyta; Magnoliopsida; Rosales; Cannabaceae. Bases 172 to 1536 code for a protein of 454 amino acids.